Messenger RNA from Prunus persica (peach), 2677 nucleotides. RefSeq names its product ABC transporter E family member 2. Bases 269 to 2074 code for a protein of 601 amino acids. Gene Ontology annotation, biological process: ribosomal subunit export from nucleus; translational initiation; translational termination. Lineage: Eukaryota; Viridiplantae; Streptophyta; Magnoliopsida; Rosales; Rosaceae. Gene Ontology annotation, molecular function: iron ion binding; ribosomal small subunit binding; ATP hydrolysis activity. The transcript is spliced from 12 exons. The record is from RefSeq and is a predicted model, not a curated record.
UGUAAUUUUAUGUUGUGCUGUGCAGGUAUUGACUUGCUGUCCUAACCGAACACUGAUCUAAAAAUCCCAAUCAUUUCAAAAUUAAAAACCAAAAAGUAUAAGGAAACAGAAGAAACUUGUUUAACACGUUAUCAGAGUUGCGUAUAAAUAAGCCUAUUCUUCAUCAUGAGCCUUCGCAUACCCUUUCAUUCAUCAAUCAUCCUCUCUCUCUCUCUCUCUCUCUCUCUCUCUCAAAGCUAUCAAAGCUAUCUUCUUCUACAGUAACACAAUGGAAAAUCGGUCGACUCGCAUAGCAAUAGUGAACACUGACAAAUGCAAGCCCAAAAAAUGUAACCAGGAAUGUAAGAGGACUUGCCCGGUCGUACGUACUGGUAAAUUAUGCAUUGAGGUCAAACCUGUGUCCAAGGUUGCUCGUAUCUCCGAAGAGUUGUGCAUUGGCUGUGGUAUAUGUGUUAAGAAAUGCCCAUUUGGAGCAAUUGAAAUCAUCAACUUGCCAAAGGCACUGGACAAAGACACAACCUAUCGCUAUGGGUCUAACUCUUUUAAAUUACACAGGUUACCAGUCCCUAGGCCAGGGGAAGUUCUUGGUUUGGUUGGAACUAAUGGCAUUGGGAAGUCAACUGCCCUCAAAAUUUUGGCUGGCAAGCUCAAACCAAAUUUGGGUCGUUUCAAUAAUCCUCCAAAUUGGCAGGAAAUCUUGACUUACUUUCGAGGAUCGGAGCUGCAAAGUUAUUUUAUUCGUCUCUUGGAAGAUAAGUUGAAGGCUGUUAUAAAACCCCAAUACGUUGACUACAUUCCAAAAGUAGCUGAAGGCAAUGUAGGGGAGUUGCUCAAACAGAAAGAUGAGAGAGGUGUGAUGGAAGAAGUCAUUGUUGAUCUUGAGCUAAACCAGGUUCUAGAUCGUAAAGUAGUCAAUUUAUCUGGUGGGGAGCUUCAGAGAUUCGCCAUUGCUUUUCUUGCUUUGCAAAAGGCAGAUAUAUACAUGUUUGAUGAACCUUCAAGUUAUCUUGAUGUGAAACAAAGGCUUAAAGCUGCCAAAGUCAUCCGAUCUUUGAUCAGGCCUGAUAGCUAUGUAAUCGUUGUGGAGCACGAUUUGAGCGUCCUAGACUACUUAUCAGAUCACAUUUGUUGCUUAUAUGGGAAGCCGGGUGCAUAUGGAGUUGUAACCCUACCUUUCUCAGUUAGAGAAGGAAUCAACAUCUUCUUGGCGGGAUUUGUUCCUACAGAAAACCUAAGGUUCCGAGAUGAAUCUUUGACUUUUAAGGUUUCUGAGACUCCACAAGAAAGCGGUGAGGAAAUUGAGACAUAUGCACGGUAUGGGUACCCAUCGAUGACUAAAACGUUGGGAGACUUCAAGCUUCAAGUUAUAGAGGGCGAAUUUAGCAAUUCUCAAAUUAUUGUGAUGUUGGGUGAGAAUGGAUCCGGAAAGACUACAUUUAUGAGAAUGCUGGUUGGCCUAUUGAAACCUGAUUCUGAUGUGGAGAUACCUGAGCUUUGUGUUUCCUACAAGACCCAGAAAAUUAAUACAAAGCGUGCAAUAAAAGUCAAAGACAUGCUUCAUGAAAAAAUUCGGGAUUCCUGUACACAUCCCCAGUUUGUGACAGACGUGAUGAAGCCUCUUCAAAUUGGGCAAUUAAUGGAUCAAGAUGUUACCAAACUCUCUGGUGGAGAGCUGCAAAGGGUUGCUCUAUGUCUAUGCCUUGGAAAGCCUGCAGACAUCUAUCUGAUAGAUGAACCAAGUGCAUAUCUUGAUUCUGAGCAGCGUAUCGUUGCAGCAAAAGUCAUAAAGAGGUUCAUCCUCCACGCUAAGAAAACCGCAUUCGUGGUUGAGCAUGAUUUCAUUAUGGCUACUUACUUGGCCGACAAAGUUAUUGUCUAUGAAGGAAAGCCAUCAGUCGAUUGUAUUGCAAAUUCUCCACAAUCUUUGUUGACUGGGAUGAAUCUCUUCUUAUCUCAACUGGAUAUCACAUUUAGACGUGACCCUACAAACUAUCGCCCAAGAAUCAACAAACUGAACUCAACCAAGGAUAGGGAGCAAAAAGCUGCUGGGUCCUAUUAUUACUUGGACGACUAAACUGGAACACUGUCCAACAUGUUCGAGACAACAAUUCCCCCUCUCCAAAUCCAAGGGUGGGACUCUAUGGGACGACUAAGCCCCAGCCACCGAUACCAGGCUUUGAGUAGUCUUCGGACCAUUCUCCAUUUUCUUUGUCUCAACAGGGUAACUGUAAGACCUCUUACCAAGAGCAGGAGCUAGCUGGUUGGGGACUUUCCCAUCUUGCUUCUUAUGGCCAACACCAUAAAAAUCAACACUCGUGUGCCCUACAGAUAUGUCCUCACUUGGCUUUCCUCAUCUAUCAUAAACACUACCCCGAGGUUUUUCACUACGCGGGGAUCCUGUACCUGGUGACAGACUACUUCAGUCUCAAUCAUGGAUUGUGGGUGCAAUUCAAGUUUUUAAGUUGAAUUUGCAGUCUCAAUCGUGGAUUGUGAAUUGGCUCCUAUGGUUGGUAGGAACCAGAGAGUGUUCAGAAGAUACUGUUGCUGAUAAUUUUUUUAUUUUCUGUUACAACUCCUUGCUGCUAUAAAUUGAAUGUUAGUUGUUGAUAGUGGUUUAGUUUUUGUUGUGUAACAUUUUUAAACAUUUGUGAUCAAAGCAAAAGUAAGGAAUUUGACA